Anoplophora glabripennis (Asian longhorned beetle) is the source of this 687-nucleotide messenger RNA. Its product is annotated as mitochondrial import receptor subunit TOM20 homolog. The record is from RefSeq and is a predicted model, not a curated record. Gene Ontology annotation, cellular component: mitochondrial outer membrane; mitochondrial outer membrane translocase complex. NCBI's taxonomy places the organism in Eukaryota, Metazoa, Arthropoda, Insecta, Coleoptera, Cerambycidae. Gene Ontology annotation, molecular function: transmembrane protein transporter activity. Gene Ontology annotation, biological process: protein import into mitochondrial matrix; protein targeting; tRNA import into mitochondrion. The coding region runs from base 122 to 586 and encodes 154 amino acids. The transcript has 2 exons.
UAGGUCGGGAUGUCGGGAUUUUAAUCGGGAUCUGUCAAAAAUUGAACUCUUCCGGUUUGGUUGAGCGUGAUGGACGGUGGCGUUUUUAGAGGAAAAUUGUAAAAAUUCGAAUAAAAUAGAAAUGGUUUCGCCGAAGGCAGUGAUUGGGAUAUGUGCGGGUGUGUCGGCUACAUUAUUCAUAGGAUACUGUAUAUAUUUUGACAAAAAAAGGCACAAUGAUCCCGAUUUCAAAAAGAAACUCAAACAAAGACGUAGAGCCAAAAAAGCAGCAGCUUCUACCGGAAAACAGCGGGCUACAGUUUUUCCAGAUAUGAAAGACCACGAAGCAGUACAAAGGUUUUUCCUUCAGGAAAUUCAGUUGGGAGAGGAAUUGUUAGCAGCAGGUGACCUUGAAAAUGGGGUUGAUCAUUUGGGUAAUGCUGUAGCUGUUUGUGGACAACCAAAUGAUCUUUUACAAGUAUUACAACAGACUCUUCAGCCGAAUGUGUUCCACUUACUUAUUCAAAGACUCCCUGCUGUCGCGCCUCGCCUGAUGAAAGCACAAACUACCCCGAGUGCUUCUCUGCAGGAGGAAGACGUAGAGUGAUCACAUUUGCCUUUACUAGUCUCGUUUGUUAGAUCGUUCCAUGUACCUUAUAUUCACCUUUGUUAUUACGAUCAGAAUAAUAAAUUGGUUGAAUCAAGCAA